Arachis stenosperma is the source of this 3629-nucleotide messenger RNA. RefSeq lists its product as uncharacterized. The record is from RefSeq and is a predicted model, not a curated record. NCBI's taxonomy places the organism in Eukaryota, Viridiplantae, Streptophyta, Magnoliopsida, Fabales, Fabaceae. Bases 84 to 2495 code for a protein of 803 amino acids. Gene Ontology annotation, cellular component: nucleolus. Gene Ontology annotation, biological process: ribosomal large subunit biogenesis; ribosomal large subunit export from nucleus. The transcript has 15 exons.
CGUUGUUCCUCACUUGUGCUUGGGGCUCCAGAAAACAAGCAAGGAACCAAGUACCAUCUCGCCCAGCCGCCAAUCCUUUCCAUAUGUCUUCUCCCGGCCACGGCGCCUCCUCCGCCGUGCAGGUGGAGGAGCAAUUCCUAUCCGCUGGUCGGAGCUCCGAGAAGCUGAGCCUUUCAACACUCCAAUCGAAGAUGAAGUGUGACCCGGAAGGCUACGUAUCGGAGCUCCUUGGACUCUGCGACCAGUUCAAUUCCUCCCUCGUGCUCUUCGAGCAACAAGCCGCCAUGAACUUCGCCUCCAUCACCGGCAUCGGUGGCGACCCCACCGUUGCCAAAGACCUCGGCGAUAAGGCAAUGUUCCUCGCACACGUCACCCCUUUCUACCCCAAACACCUCAAAGAUUUCCCCCAAAAACUCGCCAGUUUGAUCCGUUGCGCCUCCCGCAAUCUCCCGUCGGGGCUCCGCUGCCGCCUCGCCCAAGCUCUAAUUCUCCUCAUUAAUCGGAAGAUUGUUGACAUUGGCGAAACUCUGUCGUUGUUCAUGGAGCUUCAAACCUUAGGUGACAGGACGUUGAAGAAGCUGGCAUUUGAUAACGUCAUUCACAGUAUUAAGCGCAUGAACCAGAAGCAUAAGAACGAAGCGAAGAACCGGGCUCUGCAAAAUGUCUUGUUUUCAAUGCUGCAGGAAGAGGAUGAAGUGCGAGCUAAGAGAGCGCUCGUGACACUGUGUGAACUUCACAGAAGAAAAGACUGGUUUGACGAGAGAACAGCUAAUGCAAUUUGCAGUGCUUGUUUCCAUCCAGCACCAAGGAUCAUGAAAGCGGCUUUAUCGUUUCUACUAGAUUAUGAGAAGAUUGAAAAUGAUUCAGACAGUGACAAUUCAGACAGUGAAGAUGAAACCAAGGAGUCUACUCAAGUCAUCCUUAGUAAGGCGACAAUUUAUAAGGCACACCACCAAGGAACAGCAGCUAGCAAAAAGAAAAAGAAAGCCAAACUAGAACGUGCCAUGCGCAGCAUCAAAAGGAAGCAACGUUUGUCAACUGAGAGGAACAAUAACAGUUAUUAUUCACCACUUAACCAUCUGAAAGAUGCACAGGGUUUCGCUGAGAAGCUGUUGUCACGUUUACACAAAUGUAAUGAAACAUUUGAGGUUAAGCUGAUGUUGAUGAAAUUGAUUGCUCGAACUGUUGGGCUUCACCGGCUAAUUUUGUUAGACUUCUAUCGAUUUCUUCAGAAAUAUAUUCAGCCACGUCAACAAGAUAUUACAAAUUUGCUUGCUGCAGUGAUUCAGGCUUGCCAUGACAUGGUUCCUCCUAAUGAAGUUGAGCCCUUGUUCUAUCAAAUAGUAAAUGAGUUUAUACAUGAUCGCUCUCGUCCUGAGGCUAUGACUGUUGGACUAAAUGCAGUCCGGGAAAUAUGUAUGCGGAUGCCAUUGUUAAUGAAUGAAGACUUAUUACGAGACCUUGCUCUGCAUAAGAAAUCACAUGAGAAGGGAGUUUCAAUAGCAGCUCGAUCUCUGAUUGGCUUAUUCAGGGAGGUUAACCCUUUAUUGUUAGUUAAGAAGGAUCGUGGCCGGCCUAUGGACGCCAAGGCAAGACCAAAAUCAUAUGGAGAAGUUAGUGCUGCAACUGAUGUUCCCGGUGCUGAGUUCUUGCCUAUUGUACACAAUGAUGAUGAUCAGGAGGGUAGUGAUUCCGAUGAUUCUGUAGGCAGUGGCUUUCACAAUGACCAGGAAAAUGAUCUGAUGACUAUCAAUGAUGAUGAUGAGAUAAGUUCUGAUACCAAGACUGGUGAGAGUGAUGAGGAUGAUGAUCUUGAAGAUAUGGAGGAUGACCUUGAAGACAGUGAACAGGAUGACGAAGAGGAUGGUGAGGUUUCCGAACAGGAAGAUGAUGAUGUGCAUACUUCUUGUGAUGAUGAAAGUGUAGGUGCAAAUAGUAGAAAGAAAGACUCAGCAAAGAAAAGAAAGAUUGCUGAUUUUGAUGAUCAGCUUUUAGCUGCUGAUACAAGUCUCCGGGCUUUGAAGAAAUUGGCAGGGACAACAAUGGGGCAUGCACCCCUUCCAGAAUCUACAGAUGGUAUUCUAUCCAAUGAGGACUUCAAGAGGAUCAAGGAACUAAAGGAAAAACAUGAAGCAAGAAACACAUUUGCUCAGCAUGGGCUAGCACGUUCGGCAACAAUUAAGGUUCCAGAUUCUGAUAGACUAAGUUUGAAGCGAGUAGAUGGCGUGACGCUUGAAGUUCAUGUAAAGAAAAGGCAAAGCAAGGAAGAAAAGUUGGCAUUGGUUAAAGCAGGAAGAGAGGAUAGAGGAACAUACCAUUCUAAAACAGCUGUAAAGCAGAAAAAGACGGGUGGACUAAGCAACCGUCAGAAGGAACACAAGAAGAAAAUGCCAGUGGCUGCAAAGAGAAGCAAGAUCGCAAAAUCUCGCGUAGAGAAGAAGAAAAAGAAUCAGCGCGCAGGGAAACAGUUCCGAGGAAGGAAAGCAUGGAAAUGAUAAGUUAUACAUUUUUGCUAAUUUUAUUUGAUUUUUUGGUUCUGCCAAAGAACCAUUCUUAGCUUUUAAAUAACACCAUACAUUACCCCUAUGGCCCCUAUCCCUCUCUUAGCUUCCCAUUCUUUAAAGCCAAUUUUGAUUUUGUUUGAGAGCAUUUUUAAAUUCAUAGUAGUGGUUACUUUGCAUAAUAAUUUCGUGAACUUAAAUAUCAAACGAUUAAGUUUUGAACCAUGAAAUAAUGGUAUAUGAAUUUCAACUUAAUAUCUAAUUAAAAGCACGUCCAAGCUUAAAGGGUAUCAUCACUUCACCGGAGAAAGAAAGGAAAAUUUAACGAGGAAGUGUAUACCUUUUGGCUUUUGCGCUCUAAUUUUAGUAAUUUAUCAGAGUAAAAGCUCAAGAAAUCUGAAGCCUUUCAUACCCUUUACGAAACAUUUCAAGUGCUUUGGGAUAGCACUGGUGUUCUAAUUGUUUUAACCGUUAAUUUUAAUUAAUAUAUAUUAUAUAUUCUUUUUAUAAUUUAAAUCAACCAUUAAAACAACUGGUGCACCGGUACUCUCGGUGCACUUGACCCGGUGCACUUGAAAUGUUUCCUACGUUUUAUACUGGAAAAAAUUUUUUUAAUGCAUUCUCUUUUCGAGGAAAACAUCUGACAAUACCAUGAAAACUAAAAAGGCAUUUCUACGAGAAAUUAAUAAAGUAUGACACUAUUUCUACGAGGAAUUCCACAUGAUAUUUUUUGUCAAACCUAAUUGCGCUGAUGUUGGAUUCUCUGAAUAUGAGAGAGAAAUCGUCCAAAUGGGCUUCACUAUCUGAGAACAAAAAUGAAAGCUCAUCUGCUAUUCGGUAUUUGAUUCGCUAGUCAUCUUCAACUUAAAAAGUAGCUAUAAUGCUUUUGAUAUCAAAUGAUUCUUGAAACAAUACCGAAGGAUUAGCUAGACGAAGCAUUAUGAAAGUAGCGAAUACAUGGAUGAUUGCAUCCCGAUGAUAAAAACUAGCACGUAAUAAGAACUUAAUCCAAGCCAUAUUAAAGAGUGCUAUCAAAGGAACUUGCUGUUGGUAGAAAUAACUCUAGUGCUCUUUCUAUAUAUGUUCUUUCGCCAAUUAGAUAAUGAUGAAGGAUGGCCUUAAAUAACA